UAGAAAACUGCCUUUCCGACAAUGUGGAAGGAUGGCUUCGGAAAGAUGGGUUUACCAGCAGGAAUGCAACCAUGACUAGAUCAUCGUAAACUUCAACGCUUGUGGUGCGUGCAUCCCUUCAGUGUUGAGCAUGGUGUUGUCAGUGGUAGACACAAGGGGUAUGCGAUUAUCUGAAGCAACCUUAUUCUUCAACCACCUAUGCAGCAUCAUGACUAGGUACAUAAAAGAAUAUCACAUCUUCUUUAAGCAACCUGAUGCUUAAACCACCCGUGGAAAAGUUUCUGAGGAGCCAAUACUUUGCAUGAACGUGUAUAAAACCACAAAGAUCAGAAGUUCCACACCAGUUAACUUCUGAAUUGAUCAACACGUGUUCCGAUAGAAUUGGAAAAUUGUUUGCAUUGAGCCACAGCCAGUGUUAAUCAUCCAUCCUAACUGCUGCAGUCAGUAGACGUUUGGUCAGCAGCCAUGAUCAGGGAUGUGAAUGGAGGAUACUGGGGGCUGGCCAUCAUCUUGUCAGCCUUCAUGAUCCAGUUUCUAGCGUUCGGCACAGGUCUGUCGAUUGGCCUAUACAAUAUCGAGUUACUUGCUAUCACAGGUGAUGACGCCUUCUCAGUGUCGUUAGUGGCAGCCAUAAACACUGGCUGCUUCCUCGGUUCAGGUCCACUUGCCAGUUUGUUGAUGAACUAUUUGAGUCAUCGAACCAUUGUAUUGAUCGGUGCUGGCCUGAGUUCCGCCAGCAUACUCUGUGUGCCCUUCCUGCCAAAGCAUAGGCUACAUGUACGCUCUGUGGGGAGUGGGUGCAGGUGUGUAUGGAUAGUGGGACAGGUGUGUAUGAGAUAUAGACUACCUGUACAGCUCUGUGGGGAGUGGGUGCAGGUGUGUAUGAGAUAUAGACUACAUGUACACUCUGUGGGGAACUACAUGUACGCUCUGUGGGGAGUGGGUGCAGGUGUGGGGUUUUGCUUCGUGUAUGUCCCAUCUCACGUGAUGAGCGGGCUGUACUAUCACAAGCACACCAGUCUCGCCACCGGGGUCGCUACAGCAGGUUCUGGGCUCGGGAUGACAGUUUUCCCCAUAAUAGUUGGCUACCUUAUUGAAGUCUAUACAUGGCGCGGGUCGCUGAUUAUAGUGGCAGGUUUGAUGUUAAAUCUGUUCGUAUUCGGCCUCCUCUUACGUCCCUUGCCUAGACCUAAGAAGAAGAUAGAAGAUGAAACUAUGUUAGAAAAUACAGAAGAAAAAAGUAAUCAUGAUAAUGAAACAAAAGAAAAAAGAUUCCGACAUUUUUUUGGUUUUUGUGUUUUUGAAUUCGAUGUGUUUUUUGUCAGUAAUAUAAUGUGGAAUAUGGGUCUAAAUAUGGUGGUGACAUUUGGACCAGAUUUCAUUCUAACAUCACUAGGCAUUACAAGUAUAGAAGCUGCUUAUAUGCUGACUGUUUUAGGUCUUUGUACUUUCUUAGGUUCUCUUGUGACAGGUUUCAUCGGUAACUUCCGUUGGAUGAACAGGAUUUUCUUGUAUGUACUGGUAUGUUUACUGGCAGGCAUUGGAGUUAUUUGCUUCCCAGUAGCUAAGACGUAUGGUACCAUGGUGAUGCUUCAUGGUGUUGUUGGACUUGGGUUUGGGGGCAUCCUGGGCCUGCUUCUUAUCUUGACGUCUGACCUGCUGGGCCCCGAGAAUCUGGGUGAUGGCGUUGGCUACCUCAUGCUGUCCAAUGGUGUGGGAUGUUUUGCUGGACCUCCAAUCGCAGGCCUGUUGAAGGACAGCUUUGGUAUCUAUGACUUGGCACUGUACACAGCUGGGGCACUGGUCUUAGCCAGCGGUGUCAUAAUGCUGCUAGUGCCUCUCAAGACCAAACUGACGGGAUCAGCCAUCUACAGCAAGGACACAGAAGAAGAGGUUGCUCAGGGGAGUUAAGGCUGUACAUUGAUGGAGGCAUAGAUCUGUACAUUGAUGGAGGCAUAGAUCUGUACAUUGAUGGAGGCAGAGAUCUGUACAUGUAGGUGGCAUACAUCUGUACAUUGAUGGAGGCAGAGAUCUGUACAUUGAUGAAGACAUAGAUCUGUACAUUGAUGAAAACAUAUAUCUGUACAUUGAUGGAGGCAUAGAUCUGUACAUUGAUGAAGACAUAGAUCUGUACAUUGAUGAAGACAUAUAUCUGUACAUUGAUGGAGGCAUAGAUCUGUAUAUUGAUGAAGACAUAGAUCUGUACAUUGAUGAAGACAUAUAUUUUUACAUUGAUGGAGGCAUAGAUCUGUAUAUUGAUGAAGACAUAGAUCUGUACAUGUAGGUGGCAUACAUCUGUACAUUAUUUUUUAUUCAGUCACUGUAUUACACAAUAGGCUUGAACAAAUAUUUCAACAUAACCCCCAGCAUCCUAACGUCGCUUUAUUAUGAAGCAUCGAACAGCAAAUGGGACCUCGAGGAGUUC
Messenger RNA from Haliotis rubra (blacklip abalone), 2425 nucleotides. RefSeq names its product monocarboxylate transporter 12-like. The record is from RefSeq and is a predicted model, not a curated record. The transcript has 7 exons. NCBI's taxonomy places the organism in Eukaryota, Metazoa, Mollusca, Gastropoda, Lepetellida, Haliotidae. The coding region runs from base 466 to 1911 and encodes 481 amino acids. Gene Ontology annotation, biological process: monocarboxylic acid transport; transmembrane transport. Gene Ontology annotation, molecular function: monocarboxylic acid transmembrane transporter activity.